GAGCUUAUGAUGGUCACUGUGUUGGACAACAGCACACUGGGAAAUGAGCUUACCAUAACAACACCACUGCCGGACAGCUUUGAGGAGGAUGAGGGCGCUGUGGAGUUUCAUUUAUUUAUCGCCGUGAUCAGCGUGGCCUUGGCAGCUUUUAUCUGCUUCGGCAAUGCGAUGACCCUGCUGGCAAUCUUUCGAAACAGUCUUCUCCAGACUACGCCCAGCCUGUGCAUCGGUUCACUGGCUGUGGCUGACAGCCUGGUGGGUCUACUGCUGCUUGUCCAGGGGAUCGGCGAUUUCAUGCUUUCGGAAAAUUUUUUGGAGCACAAUGAACAGCUGUGUCUAUCUCUGAUGAGUCUUCUGUUCGUCUCCGUCACUGCCUCUAUGCUGAGUAUGGUGUUGGUCGCCGUGGACCGGUAUAUUUACAUCUCCUAUUCCCUGCACUACACAACUCUUGUAACCAGAACCAGGUCCUCCUCGCUCAUCGCCCUGAUCUGGGUGAUCGCGAUGGUCUAUGGGACAAUCCCAGCAUACACUAGCCACUACCAAAGUGCCCAAGGGUGUGAGCCUACCCACUCUUUCUCAAGAACUUACAUGAUCAUAGUUCACCCGACUCUGUUUUUCUCCGUCUGUGCGGUGACGCUGUUUUUAUACUGUCAAAUCGGAAGGACUGCGGUGCGGCAGAGGAAGCUUAUCAACGCUCAGAAAGGCAACAUCUUCUGCGCUGACAAGAAAAUCAAGAGCAACUUCUCAAGAAGCUCUUUGAAGCUGGUCAAGCUCCUCAUGGCUGUGUUCGGAUUUUUCUUCAUCAGUUGGUGCCCACUUCUGGUAGUGUCCAUUCUGGAGUACACCAUCCACGUCAACCACCACGUGCUGACCGUUUGCGGACUUCUGGCAGUGAUGAACUCGGGAAUCAACUUUCUGAUGCUCAGCUUCAUGAACGCAGAUUUUCGCAACGAGUUCCGGAAAAUUUUGUGCUCUCGGUGCGGAGCUCGCAAAGUUUAUCCAAUAGCGCCAUCCACAAUCUCAAAGUCAUUUCCAGACUAAUGUGUACAAUAGGUCUUAAAUGUGUACAGUAGGUCUUAAAUGUG
Molecule: messenger RNA, 1085 nt
Organism: Biomphalaria glabrata
Lineage: Eukaryota; Metazoa; Mollusca; Gastropoda; Planorbidae
Product: beta-2 adrenergic receptor-like
Exons: 1
Coding region: 7-1041 (344 amino acids)
Biological process (GO): G protein-coupled receptor signaling pathway
Cellular component (GO): membrane
Molecular function (GO): G protein-coupled receptor activity
Source: RefSeq, a predicted model, not a curated record